AUUUCUUUAUAUAUAUAGGAAAUAUUUUUAAUUUUAUAAGUUUUUAUUGCUAUCUUUUUUAUUACCAGUUUUCUUCAAUCUCUCUCUCCCCCUUCCAGAGAGCCACACAAAAGGGUAUUUUUUUCAAAGACAGAAAGAAAGUGAAGAGAACAAAGAGAGUAAAAUCAUUAUGACCAAAUAAAGCACUGGAAAAAAGCUGGAAACAUGUACCAUGUGCAACAGCCAUGGACCUCUCACAUCCAUGAAGGGAUGGAUUGGGGAUGUCCUCUGGUUUCUUCAUUUGAGAUAUACUUGAUUUUUAUAAUUUUGAUGUGCUCACUUUUGAUUUUUUUCUUUGUACAUGGUCAUUUUUCAAUUUAUAUUAUUGUAGUCAUGUACAUUGUUUUCAUGGCUUAUGGAAGAGAUCAAGAUGAACUUGGAAGGAAGACGAGCAAGAGGGAAGUGGAGUUUCUAUCCCUUCAGACUAAGAAUAGCUUCACAGAUGGCAAAUUUAUUGGAAAAAGUAGACUUCACAGAAGAAGAGGUCAGCAACAUGAAGAAGGAACUUGAGAAGUAUGAGAUACAAAUGCCAUCUUUUAGCAAAUUUGGUGGUAUUCUGGUCAAUGAAUUGUCAGUAGAUGAAACUGCAUUGCAUGCUGCAGUCAUAGCAAUUAAUGAAGCCAUUAAGAAGGGCAUCGCAGAAGGGACUCUUGUAACUCUCAAGAAUCCAAAAGCCAUUUUAACCUCUGUCAAUGAUAACCUGGCUGAGAAUUAUCAAAAGGAACUUUGGCAAGCCAAGCAAAGCAAAGAAGAGAGUGCAAAAGUGAAGAAUAUCCAUCUUUCUGAAAAGGAAAGAGAAGCAUAUGAGGAGCUCCUGACCCAAGUAGAAAUCCAAGGAAUCAUUAAUAAAAUCAACAGUUCAGUGCAUGUUGCAGUCAUAGCAAUUAAUGAAGCCAUUAAGAAGGGCAUCGCAGAAGGGACUCUUGUAACUCUCAAGAAUCCAAAAGCCAUUUUAACCUCUGUGGAUGAUAGCCUGGCUGAGAAUUAUCAAAAGGAACUUUGGGAAGCCAAGCAGAGAAAAGAAGAAAAGAGUAUCCAUCUUUCUGAAAAGGAAAGAGAAGCAUAUGAGGAGCGCCUGACCCAAGUAGAAAUCCAAGGAAUCAUUAAUAAAAUCAACAGGCUUGUUGCUAUUGAUCAAAUAAAUGCUGUAAUUCAAGAAGGUGAUCCCAGUAACACCAUGACUGCACUUAUGAAACCUGAGGCCCAGCUACCAACUGUUCAUCCCUUUGCUGCUGUUAUGUAUCAGGAUGAACUGUUCAAACUACAGAAUCAGAAUUCUUUGGACUAUAUCCCUUAUGAGGAGCUAUUCAUGACAGUAGAAAUAUUGUCAGCUGUUGCUUUGCUUAACCAGGCAUUGGAAACUGAGGAUCUUGUUUUGACCCAGGAUCGUCUCAGAAAUCUUUCUAUAGACUUGAAUAACGUGGAUGAAGAAUACUUGGAAUGGUAUGCUAGCAGGUUCAUGUCCAUCAAAAGAGAAGCCUCAUCUCGAGGACAAGAUAAAUUGGGCUGGAAUGAAAUACAAAAUCACAUUGAUGUAAUCAAUGUGGAAAUUCGAGAAGAAAAAGCACGUUCAGUCCAUGCUGCAGUAAUAGCAAUUAAUGAAGCCAUUAAGAAGGGCAUCUCAGAACAGACUCUUAUAACUCUGAAGAAUCCCAAAGCUGUUUUAAAUUCUGUCAAUGAUAGCCUGGCUGAGAAUUAUCAGAAGGAACUUUGGGAAGCUAAGCAGAGAAAAGAAGAGAUUGAAAAUGAGAAGACUAUCUCGUCUAAGGAGGAAAGAGAUGUAUUUGAGGAGCUGCUGACACAAGUAGAAAUACAAAGAAUCAUCAAUAAAGUCAACUGGCUCGUUGUUAUCAAUGAAAUCAAUGCAGUGAUUCGAGAAGGACAUCCCAGUAACACCGUGAUGGCACUCAUGAAACCUGAGGCCCAGCUCCCGACCGUUCAUCCCUUUGCUGCUGUUCUGUAUCAGGAAGAACUGUUCAACCUUCAGAAACAGAGCUCUUUGAACUACUUGGCCCCCGAGGAGCUGUCCACGACAGUAGAGAAGGUGUCAGCCGUUGCUCUGCUUAACCAGGCCUUGGAAACCGAGGAUCUUGAGUUGACCCAGGAUCGUCUCAGAAAUCCCUCAAUUGACUUCAAUAACCUGGAUGAAGCACACUUGGAACGGUUUAGUGCAUGCUGCAGUCAUUGCAAUUAAUGAAGCCAUUAAGAAGGGCAUCACAGAAGAGACUCUUCUAACUCUAAAGAAUCCCAAAGCUGCUUUAACGUCUGUGGAUGAUAACCUGGCUGCGAAUUAUCAAAAGGAACUUUGGGAAGCCAAGCAGAGAAAAGAAGAGAAGUAUAUCCUUUCUGAGGAGGAAAGAGAUGCAAGGGAGGAGCUCCUGACCCAAGUUGAAAUCCAAGGGAGCAUCAACAAAAUCAACAGUAAGUGAUGUCAUU
Messenger RNA from Monodelphis domestica (gray short-tailed opossum), 2475 nucleotides. The record is from RefSeq and is a predicted model, not a curated record. Lineage: Eukaryota; Metazoa; Chordata; Mammalia; Didelphimorphia; Didelphidae.